AUCAUAAGCCACACAUCUGAGGCUCCUGGCAGCCAUGGCAAAAAGUGCUCCCAGAUGCAAACAGCGCCCCCACGUGACCUGCGCCGCCCGGCUCCGCCCAGGUGGCGCCCAUCGUCAUCACCCUCGCCUCAUCCUCGGGUUUAUCCCUGGGGGAGGGGGGCUGAGAGGGGCGGGGCAGAGAGAUUCCACAGCUGGGCCCACAGUGGGCAUGGAGGCGGCACAAGCUCGUGACUUGACGCGCCGGCAGGAACUUCUGGCGCCACCUUGUCUGGACACCGAGUCGCUCCGGAAGAGUCGACCCCCCGCGCUGGAGCCUGGAGCCCUGAGAUGCCUCACUCCCAAUGGCAGGUCUCUGUGGCCUGCGUGCCAGGACUCGGUCAGCACCGCAUUGCCUUUCCUCCAAGAGAAAGAAAAGGGGCUGCCGGGUUCUUCUUCGACGGCCACCCAGGUCCUGGGGUCGUGCUGGGAGCUGAUGGUCAUAGGGAUGUCAGACCACCUGAGUAUGGCCAGGAAUCCCAGGAGCACACAGUGCCCCAACCUGGAAACUUCCAAUGCUAUUUCUCCCACCUCACUUCAGAGAAGACCACGGAAGCAGCUGAACCCGCGAAUGGGUAUUGAGAAGGUGGACCCCAGGUUCAAGGGGGUAACUCUGGAGUUCCAGAUCCAGCCGGAUUCUAGCCUCCAGAUCGUACCCACCUACAGGGAGAACAUAUAUGCCAUGUGUGUGUGCAUGUGCACACAUAUAGCUUGCCUGGCAGAAGUUGCUCACAGAAGCUCCCUGCAAGCCCUUCCAAGGCCAUUGCCAGCUCGGGAAGCACCGAGGCCCUGGGGCCCAGGCGGUGUGCUUCUUGUAGGACCCAGAGGACUCCACUCUGGAGAGAUGCUGAAGAUGGGACCCCCCUCUGCAAUGCCUGUGGCAUCAGGUACAAGAAAUAUGGCACCCGUUGUUCCAGUUGCUGGCUGGUCCCAAGGAAAAGCAUCCAGCCCAAAAGGCUGUGUGGCAGGUGUGGGUUGUCCCAGAACCCCCACCUAGGCCCAACUCAGGAACUGUAAGCCCUUCUUUAUCUAGCCAAGUCAGUUUUGUCUCAGUUUCUCUAGCAGGGACAAUGGAUAGACCACCUUGGAGGCUGGCAGGGAUCCCAGUGGGAGAGUCAGGCCUCAGGCCCAGAGUCCCACCUGUGAGGGUCACCCACCCUCUGGCUUCCCCUUCCCCACUCAGUCUUGGAUGAACCCCAAAUAAAAGAAAAAUCAUUUCAGAAA
Mastomys coucha (southern multimammate mouse) is the source of this 1260-nucleotide messenger RNA. RefSeq names its product zinc finger GATA like protein 1 (gene Zglp1). The record is from RefSeq and is a predicted model, not a curated record. The transcript has 6 exons. Gene Ontology annotation, cellular component: nucleus. Lineage: Eukaryota; Metazoa; Chordata; Mammalia; Rodentia; Muridae. Gene Ontology annotation, molecular function: sequence-specific DNA binding; zinc ion binding. Bases 35 to 1033 code for a protein of 332 amino acids. Gene Ontology annotation, biological process: regulation of transcription by RNA polymerase II; oocyte development; spermatogenesis.